Messenger RNA from Hyla sarda, 1096 nucleotides. RefSeq names its product cleavage and polyadenylation specific factor 4 (gene CPSF4). Bases 142 to 951 code for a protein of 269 amino acids. The record is from RefSeq and is a predicted model, not a curated record. The transcript has 8 exons. NCBI's taxonomy places the organism in Eukaryota, Metazoa, Chordata, Amphibia, Anura, Hylidae. Gene Ontology annotation, molecular function: RNA binding; zinc ion binding.
UGCACCGCAGCGGCCUUAGCGCUUCCUUCUUCCCACAGUGCCUUGCGACAGCUCGUUCAGCCGCUGUACGGCGAUUAUCUGCAGCUCCCAGUUGGGGCUGAUGCUUUUUCCCGGUGUGUGCGGUACAGCGCUCCGGUCACCAUGCAGGAGCUCAUCGCUUGUGUGGAUCACAUUCGCUUCGACCUGGAGCUGGCUGUGGAGCAGCAGCUGGGGGCACAACCGCUGCCAUUCCCGGGCAUGGACAAGUCCGGGGCAGCUGUUUGCGAGUUCUUCCUGAAGUCCGCUUGCAGCAAAGGGGGUAUGUGCCCUUUUCGUCACAUUAGUGGGGAGAAGACUGUGGUCUGUAAGCACUGGUUACGAGGGCUUUGUAAAAAAGGGGACCAGUGCGAGUUCCUGCAUGAAUAUGACAUGACCAAAAUGCCAGAGUGUUACUUCUACUCCAAGUUUGGUGAGUGCAGUAACAAGGAGUGCCCUUUUUUACAUAUUGACCCAGAAUCAAAGAUAAAAGACUGUCCCUGGUAUGACCGAGGCUUCUGUAAACAUGGUCCUCUAUGCAGGCAUCGGCAUACACGUAGAGUCAUUUGUGUCAACUAUUUAGUAGGAUUCUGUCUGGAGGGUCCUAACUGUAAAUUCAUGCACCCCCGUUUUGAAUUGCCUAUGGGAACGACUGAACAACCUCCUCUACCUCAACAGACCCAGAACCAGCAGAAGCAAAAUAACAACCAGUCAUCACAGAGAUCAUCCUCACUCAUCCAGUUAACAAGCCAGAGUUCACCUCUUGGUCAGCAGCGGUCUCCACAGACCAUUGGUGUAAUGCAGUCACAGAACAAUAACAUAGGAAAUCGGGGGCCAAGACCACUCGAUCAGGUUACCUGUUAUAAGUGCGGUGAGAAGGGACAUUACGCCAACAGAUGUACAAAGGGUCACUUAGCGUUUCUGAGUGGACAGUGACUGAAGCCCUACAUGUUUUACGGAUGCAGAUGUUUAAGGAGUGAAAGCAUUUUCUUAAGUGAAGAAAUAAAAGGACACUGGGCUUUAUUUUUUAUAUAUAAUUGUAACUUUGCAAAUGUUAGUUUUUUUUUUUUUUUUUUUUUUU